Messenger RNA from Lodderomyces pseudojiufengensis, 1299 nucleotides. RefSeq names its product ERMES complex subunit. Gene Ontology annotation, biological process: mitochondrion organization; phospholipid transport. The record is from RefSeq and is a predicted model, not a curated record. Lineage: Eukaryota; Fungi; Ascomycota; Pichiomycetes; Serinales; Debaryomycetaceae. The transcript has a single exon. Gene Ontology annotation, molecular function: lipid binding. Bases 1 to 1299 code for a protein of 432 amino acids. Gene Ontology annotation, cellular component: ERMES complex; endoplasmic reticulum.
AUGUCUGACUCAUUCACGGAGGUGACAGCUUCGGACGUCUCACAUCUUACCCAAAAUUCACCGAAUGAACUACUACAGCAAUUACAAGAGCAAUUACGAAGUCAACAAGAGUUUUUCAAUCAGCAACGAGAAGUUUAUCUACAAGAACUACUAAAUCAACAACAUCAACAACAACAAAAUGUCCAACUCUCGAAGAAACCGUUAACAGAUUCUCUGCAAAGCACUCAUUGGAGCUUUACACAAGGUCUAGUGGUUGGCCAAUUGAGUGUAAUAUUUAUUAUCAUAGUUUUCAUCAAAUUUUUUGUAUUUGCAGAUUCGGCAACAUUACCAUCAAAGACUAUACUUCGAGAUGCAUCUGGUGUCAUUGUUAAAAGAGAUAGCUUAUCAUCUAAACCAAAUAAUACAACAAAUUCAUAUUUAAAUUCACAACAAGUUGAUUCUUUAGUUGAGGAUGAAAAAAUGUUAAACAAUAAAGCAAAAGUUACAAAAAUUCUAGAAAAGACUUACUAUGAUGUAAACAAUCAUUCAUCAGAAUCCCUAGAUUGGUUCAAUGUUUUAAUAGCUCAAACAAUAUCACAUUUGCGAACAGAAGCACUUUUAUCAGAUAAUAUUUAUCAUUCUUUAAAUGACUUUUUAUCUGAAACAGACAUGCCUGAAUUUAUGGAUAGGAUAAAGUUAACUGAAAUUGAUGUUGGUGAUGAUUUUCCAAUUUUUUCAAAUUGUAGAAUCAAACAAAAUGAUCAAAAAAACAAUCAUAGAUUAGAAGCUAAAAUUGAUGUGGAUUUAAGUGAUACAUUAACUUUAGGAAUUGAAACAAGAUUAUUAUUAAAUCAUCCAAGACCUUUAACAGCUAUUUUACCUGUUUCUUUGACUGUUUCAAUUGUUAGAUUUUCAGGUUGUUUAACUGUAUCAUUUAUCAAUACUAAUGAUCAAGAAUUCGUGAAUACAAAUACCACAAAAACCCAACAACAAGAACCACAACAUAAUAGCUCGAGUGAUGAAGAUAAUGAUGGAAAUAACAAUAAUACUGGUGCAGGCACGGCAUUAAUGUUUUCCUUUUCUCCAGAUUAUAGAUUAGAAUUUGUUGUCAAAUCACUUAUUGGUUCAAGAGCAAAAUUGCAAGAUGUUCCUAAAAUUUCAUCUUUGGUUGAAAAUAGAUUGAAAACGUGGUUUGUCGAAAGAUGUGUUGAACCAAGGUUUCAAGUAGUUCGAUUACCUUCAUUGUGGCCAAGAACAAAGAACACUAGGGAGCCAUCAACUAUGAAUUCAAAUGAUGAUGGAAAUGAGGAACAUAGUUAG